CCCUUGGGAAGGCACCAUGAAGGGUCCCGUGUUCACCCUGGUCCUGCUUUCCGCGCUGUUCGCCAUCCCCGAAGUGAGGAGCAAGGACACGGUUAAGCUGUGCGGGCUGGACUACGUGAGGACAGUGGUCUACAUCUGCGCCACCGCCCGCUGGAGGAGACAGGCGGAGGGGACCCCGCCGGGCCAGCAAGCUGAGAGAAGAAGGGACUCCCAGCGUGAGACUUCCAGGGAAAUCUUCGCGCACCAUCUUGACAAGGUGGAUUUCUCAGGAGAGGAGCUCAUUCAGGAGAGGCAGUUGCCCACAGAGGGGCUGCAGGAGACGGGGAAGCAUUUGGCGAAGUCCAGGCGAGACUUACAGACUCUGUGCUGCACUGACGGCUGCUCCAUGGUGGAGCUGAGUGCUCUGUGUUAGGCAAGCGUGGGCUCCAGAGGGCCGCAGCUUAACCCUCGCCUAACCAGGGCUCUUCUGUCUCUUAGAUGAGGCUUUGGAAUGGGCAGCCCUUUCCUAAGUGAAGUCUGUCUUCUCCCCUUGCCAAGGUGAAUGCUUUCUUCUUUUCAA
This is a messenger RNA of Fukomys damarensis (Damara mole-rat), 559 nucleotides long. It is a transcript of the gene Insl5, whose product is annotated as insulin like 5. The record is from RefSeq and is a predicted model, not a curated record. NCBI's taxonomy places the organism in Eukaryota, Metazoa, Chordata, Mammalia, Rodentia, Bathyergidae. Bases 17 to 412 code for a protein of 131 amino acids. The transcript has 2 exons. Gene Ontology annotation, cellular component: extracellular region. Gene Ontology annotation, molecular function: hormone activity. Gene Ontology annotation, biological process: positive regulation of feeding behavior.